This is a messenger RNA of Acanthosepion pharaonis, 3720 nucleotides long. NCBI's taxonomy places the organism in Eukaryota, Metazoa, Mollusca, Cephalopoda, Sepiida, Sepiidae. The record is from the annotation of a GenBank genome assembly.
AUGGUUUUUUUUCCCCCUCUUCUCAUCCUCAUUCCCUAUCGCUGUUCUCCCACCCUCCCAUGGAAACUUGUCAUGGCAUUGGUAUUUAGCCUGCCUUUUGAAAAAGACACUGCAACCAUAUUCUUUUUAUCUUCUGAUAUUUUAGUUGAAGCUUUUCUGUUGAAUUGUCACCUAUUGUUCCUCUCUCUCUCAUUCUCAUUCUCUCUCUCUCUCCCGUUCUCUCUCUCUCUCCCCGAUAAUAAAUUUUUUUUUCUCUCCCUCCACUCCAUACCCCCUCCCCCCUCAGCUCCCUCGCCCUCUCAUCUCAUAAUUUUGCCUAGUGGUUUAUUUACAUCUCUUUCAUUUUUACUUUUACAUUUUAUUUUUCUCUUUUUCAUGGCUCUUUGUUUUCUUUACUUUUUCUUUUUUCUCACCCUUUUUUAUUUUUUCCCCCCAUAUCCCUGCUCUUCUCCCUCCCUCCCAAUACUUUCCCCUUUGAAAUUAUCCAUUUUCUGCCUCCGACCUUUCUAUCUAUCUAUCCCACUCCUACAUCUCUCCCUCCCUCUUCCUUUUCCAGCUCUCUCUCUCAAUUUCUGGCACCUCUCCCCUCUUCUCCCCCUCUCAUGCUACCUUUUAUCUCCCCCUUUUUUAUUCAUCUUUCCUUUUUUUUUUUUUUUUAUCAAUUUUCUUUUUUUAGCUCAUCUCUCUCACUCACUCUCUCACUUCCUCUUCUUUCUACCUACAAUUUUUUUUCUUAUUCCUGAUCUCUGUUUAUGUCUCUCUCCCUGUUCCCAAGUUACACUGAAAUGUCUCCUUUUCAUUUGCCUCCCUUUCUUUCUUGCACCCCCACCCCAUUGGUCCCUGCCUACCUGGCUAUUUCUCUCUCCUGCUGUUAAGACUGUCUUCUUGUUUAUUCUCAUCUCUUUCUUUUUCUCCUCUCUCAUUUCUUUUUCUUUUUCUCCUCUCUCUCUCAUUUCUUUUUCUCCUCUCUCUCUCAUUUCUUUUCUCCUCUCUCUCUCAUUUCUUUUUCUCCUCUCUCUCUCUCUCUCAUUUCUUUUUCUCCUCUCUCUCUCUCAUUUCUUUUUCACCUCUCUCUCUCUCAUUUCUUUUUCUCCUCUCUCUCUCAUUUCUUUUUCUACUCUCUCUCUCAUUUCUUUUUCUACUCUCUCUCUCAUUUCUUUUCUCUCUCUCUCUCUUUCUUUUCUUUUCUCUCUCUCUCUCUCAUUUCUUUUUCUCCUCUCUCUCUCUCUCAUUUCUUUUUCUCCUCUCUCUCUCUCUCAUUUCUUUUUCUCCUCUCUCUCUCUCUCAUUUCUUUUUCUCCUCUCUCUCUCUCUCUCUCUCAUUUUCUUUUUUCUCUCUCUCUCUCAUUUCUUUUCUCCUUCUCUCUCUCUCUUUCUUUUCUCUCUCUCUCUCUCUCAUUUCUUUUUCUCCUCUCUCUCUCUCUCAUUUCUUUUUCUCCUCUCUCUCUCUCUCUCAUUUCUUUUCUCUCUCUCUCUCUCUCUCAUUUCUUUUUCUCCUCUCUCUCUCUCUCAUUCUUUUUCUCCUCUCUCUCUCUCUCAUCUUUUUCUCCUCUCUCUCUCAUUUCUUUUCUCCUCUCUCUCUCAUUUCUUUCUCUCUCUCUCUCUUUCUUUUUCUCUCUCUCUCUCUCUCUCUCUCUUUUUCUCCUCUCUCUCAUUUCUUUUUCUCCUCUCUCUCUCAUUUCCUUUUCUCCUCUCUCUCUCAUUUCCUUUUCUCCUCUCUCUCUCAUUUCUUUUUCUCCUCUAUCUCUCUCAUUUCUUUUUCUCCUCUCUCUCAUUUCUUUUUCUCCUCUCUCUCUCUCAUUUCUUUUUCUCCUCUCUCUCUCUCAUUUCUUUUUCUCCUCUCUCUCUCUCAUUUCUUGUUCUCCUCUUUCUCUCUCAUUUCUUGUUCUCUCUUUCUCUCUCUCAUUUCUUGUUCUCCUCUUUCUCUCUCUCAUUUCUUGUUCUCCUCUUUCUCUCUCUCAUUUCUUGUUCUCCUCUCUCUCUCUCUCUCAUUUCUUGUUCUCCCUCUCUCUCUCUCUCAUUUCUUGUUCUCCUCUCUCUCUCUCUCAUUUCUUGUUCUCUCUCUCUCUCUCAUUACUUGUUCUCCUCUCUCUCUCUCUUUCUUGUUCUCCUCUCUCUCUCUCUCAUUUCUUGUUCUCCUCUCUCUCUCUCUCAUUUCUUGUUCUCCUCUCUCUCUCUCUCAUUUCUUGUUCUCCUCUCUCUCUCUCAUUUCUUGUUCUCCUCUCUCUCUCUCUCAUUUCUUGUUCUCCUCUCUCUCUCUCUCAUUUCUUGUUCUCCUCUCUCUCUCUCUCAUUCUUGUUCUCAUUUCUUUUCUCUCUCUCUCUCUCUCAUUUCUUUUUCUCUUCUCUCUCUCUCUCAUUUCCUUUUCUCCUCUCUCUCUCAUUUCCUUUUCUCCUCUCUCUCUCAUUUCCUUUUCUCCUCUCUCUCUCAUUUCCUUUUCUCCUCUCUCUCUCAUUUCCUUUUCUCCUCUCUCUCUCAUUUCCUUUUCUCCUCUCUCUCUCAUUUCCUUUUCUCUCUCUCUCUCAUUUCCUUUUCUCCUCUUUCAUUUCCUUUUCUCCUCUUUCAUUUCUUUUUCUCCUCUUUCAUUUCUUUUUCUCCUCUCUCUCAUUUCUUUUUCUCCUCUCUCUCUCUCAUUUCUUUUUCUCCACUCUCUCUCUCAUUUCUUUUUCUCCACUCUCUCUCUCAUUUCUUUUUCUCCACUCUCUCUCUCAUUUCUUUUUCUCCACUCUCUCUCUCAUUUUUUGUUCUCCUCUCUCUCUCAUUUCUUGUUCUCCUCUUUCUCUCUCUCAUUUCUUGUUCUCCUCUCUCUCUCUCUCAUUUCUUGUUCUCCUCUCUCUCUCUCUCAUUUCUUGUUCUCCUUUCUCUCUCAUUUCUUGUUCUCCUCUCUCUCUCUCAUUUCUUGUUCUCAUUUCUUUUUCUCCUCUCUCUCUCUCUCAUUUCUUUUUCUCCUCUCUCUCUCUCUCUCAUUUCUUUUUCUCCUCUCUCUCUCAUUUCCUUUUCUCCUCUCUCUCUCAUUUCCUUUUCUCCUCUCUCUCUCAUUUCCUUUUCUCCUCUCUCUCUCAUUUCCUUUUCUCCUCUCUCUCUCAUUUCCUUUUCUCCUCUCUCUCUCAUUUCUUUUUCUCCUCUCUCAUUUCCUUUUCUCCUCUCUCAUUUCCUUUUCUCCUCUCUCAUUUCUUUUUCCUCUCUCUCUCUCUCUCAUUUCUUUUCUCCUCUCUCUCUCUCUCAUUUCUUUUCUCCUCUCUCUCUCUCAUUUCUUUUCUCCUCUCUCUCUCAUUUCUUUUUCUCCUCUCUCUCUCAUUUCUUUUUCUCCUCUCUCUCUCAUUUCUUGUUCUCCUCUCUCUCUCUCUCAUUUCUUGUUCUCCUCUCUCUCUCUCUCUCAUUUCUUGUUCUCCUCUCUCUCUCUCUCAUUUCUUGUUCUCCUCUCUCUCUCUCUCUCAUUUCUUGUUCUCCUCUCUCUCUCUCUCUCUCUCUCAUUUCUUGUUCUCUUCUCUCUCUCUCUCUCAUUUCUUGUUCUCCUCUCUCUUCUUUCUUUCUCUCUCUCUCCUCUCUUUUUAUCUCUCUCUCUCUCUCCUCUCUUUUUAUCUCUCUCUCUCUCCUCUCUUUUUAUCUCUCUCUCUCUCUCCUCUCUUUUUAUCUCUCUCUCUCUCUCCUCUCUUUUUAUCUCUCUCUCUCUAUUUUCUCUUAUCCCCUUACUUUCUCUCUGAUCUACAGAUAUUGGUAA